Messenger RNA from Coprinopsis cinerea okayama7#130, 471 nucleotides. RefSeq lists its product as hypothetical. Lineage: Eukaryota; Fungi; Basidiomycota; Agaricomycetes; Agaricales; Psathyrellaceae. The record is from RefSeq and is a predicted model, not a curated record. The coding region runs from base 1 to 471 and encodes 156 amino acids. The transcript has 5 exons.
AUGAAGCUCACUACUGCCCUUGCAAUUGUCCCUCUCGCCGUGCUAUCUUUGGCUGCCCCUCUUGAACAACGGGCUUUGCCUACCCCGGUCAGCGCCGCCACUGCUCGAACCUACCUCUCUCAAUCUGUAUUGAAACGAGACGGCACCAAUGUUGUCACCGGCUCCAACUGCGCGGCUACCUCUGGCCAUUGGGUAUCUCCUUACGAUAACGUUCCUACCACGCUUGCAAGCGACCUCGACAUCGAUCAUCUGGUCCCUCUCAAGGAGGCCUGGGUCUCUGGUGCUCGAUACUGGACCACCGCUCAGAGGCAGGCGUUUGCCAACGACCUCAUUCGCCCGCAGCUCGUGGCGGUCACCGACGACUAUCGCUGCACUUAUGCGCGAGCCUGGGUCCAAGUUAAACGCCACUACAACCUCUCCGUCGACUCGGCGGAGAAAGCGGCGUUGACUAGCAUCCUCAACGGUUGCUAA